AUGAUCUUCCCAGCGUACUAUGAUACACCGACAUGUAGCGGGCCGUCCAAUGAUCGUCGUACUUGGCUAUAUCUCCUCUCAUCACGUCGCGUAUCUAGGAUGUCAAUCAUGUUGGCUAGGAACUCAGACGCGAGGACAUGGACCUCCCUUUCGAAAGAGCAUCGCCAAUCAAGAGAAGUUGUCGCUCCACCUCAUACUUCGUGCAAUCACGAUGCACCGGUACCGGUUGUGACCACCAAGCUUCCAUGCUUCGCGAUUGCGAUAACGGUUUACAUCUAUAUCUGGGGAAGAAGGGCCUGUACCGAUGCGAAACUCCUAAUGUUGUUCCGUAUCCUCGGAAGCGCCUAA
Messenger RNA from Peniophora sp. CBMAI 1063, 348 nucleotides. The record is from the annotation of a GenBank genome assembly. NCBI's taxonomy places the organism in Eukaryota, Fungi, Basidiomycota, Agaricomycetes, Russulales, Peniophoraceae.